Messenger RNA from Caenorhabditis elegans, 678 nucleotides. RefSeq lists its product as uncharacterized. The record is from RefSeq and is marked reviewed. The coding region runs from base 10 to 387 and encodes 125 amino acids. The transcript has 4 exons. NCBI's taxonomy places the organism in Eukaryota, Metazoa, Nematoda, Chromadorea, Rhabditida, Rhabditidae.
AGGUUUCACAUGAAGCUGCCAGAAUCAUCAGUGGCAUCUUCCACAACGGAUAGCACAGCCGGCUUUGUUGAGAUGAAUCUGACAACAACAGUAUGGCCGAGAAAAAAAGUUGGAGGAGUUAAUCCUUUUCUUGACGAAUCUUCUGACGUCUUCUUCCUGGUAUCUGUUGUUGCGCCGCUUUUAUUCUGCUGUUUUGCAAUUUUUGUCUGUGCUCUGAACAGUAUUUGGAAGACAAGAAGUAAACUUGAAGCUUUAACGCAAGUUGCAAAACAACGCGAACCGACAGAGUACACCGAAUUCACAAUUGACCUGACAACCAAAAUGGACUCGUGUGUAGAACUUUCUUCACCACAGAUCAGUUCUAAAGAGGAAUCCGUUCUGCUGUAAAUUUCAUUAGACAAUGUGUUCUUAUGGACUGAUUUCUACCGGUUUUUUUUUCAACCUGAAAAAGCUUUGUUCUCAUUCCCUGUAUAUUAUCCUUCUCGUUUUUAAAUCUCAUGUUUUAACGAUCUAAAAAUUAUUUAUCAUGAUGGAUAGUAUUACUGAACUGGUUUCCCUGUGUUUAUGUAGUUAAUGGUCUAUGUUGUAAAUAUUUGGAAAAUUUUAAAUAUGCCAAAUAUUAAUUUUAUAAAGAACUUUUGGUUUUCAAGACUUGUUCAAUAAAUUCUUCAUCCUUAA